Sinocyclocheilus rhinocerous is the source of this 1672-nucleotide messenger RNA. Its product is annotated as N-acylethanolamine-hydrolyzing acid amidase. Gene Ontology annotation, biological process: fatty acid metabolic process. The transcript is spliced from 11 exons. The record is from RefSeq and is a predicted model, not a curated record. Bases 36 to 1079 code for a protein of 347 amino acids. Gene Ontology annotation, molecular function: fatty acid amide hydrolase activity. Gene Ontology annotation, cellular component: lysosome. Lineage: Eukaryota; Metazoa; Chordata; Actinopteri; Cypriniformes; Cyprinidae.
UGUCACCAUCACAAAGUUAGUGUUCAGUAUUCACCAUGAAGCUAGAGAUUUGUCUGAUCCUCGGCAUGACAGUUUUCUGCGUAUCGACAGCUGAUUUCUCUCCUCCAGUGGUAAACAUCAGUCUGGACGUGCCUGCAUAUCAGCGAUGGACUCCUCUGAAGAACCUCUAUGACAUCGAUUUCUUGAGAAAAGCCGCAUCUGAAGUGAUCGACUCAACUGUUCCCAAAUGGGUUCAUGAUGCAGUUAAACCGAUAGUGAACGCUCUGGAGAAAUACAUCCCACAGCCGUAUGCUGGAGAAAUACAGGGCAUGGCAUCCUUCUAUGGCACUGACAUUGCAGAUAUUGUGCUGUUGAACUUUGCCUAUGAAGUAUCUGCCUUUUGCACCAGUAUUGUAACUCAGGAUACAAAGGGCAAUAUAUACCAUGGCAGAAACCUGGAUUAUCCCCACGAUGUGCUCAGAAAUCUUACUCUAGAUGUACUUUUUAUUAAAAAUGGAAAGGUGGCAUACAGAGGAACCACUUUUGCUGGUUAUGUUGGGCUGUGGACAGGACAGAGCCCCAACAAGUUUACAGUGUCUGGCAACGAACGCAAUAAGGGACAUUGGUGGGAGAAUGUAAUUUCAGCAGUUUUAUUAAAAAGUUCUCCAGUUAGCUGGCUAGUGCGAGAGACUCUUGAAGCAGCUGUGGAUUUCCAGGAUGCAGUAUUGAGACUGGCCAAGGUGCCGAUAAUUACAGAUGUUUAUUACAUUUUGGGUGGUGUUCAUGCUGGUGAGGGUGUGGUCAUAACCAGAGACCGGAGCGGAUCAGCUGACAUAUGGCCUCUUGAUCCACUUAAUGGAUACUGGUAUAGAGUUGAAACCAAUUAUGACCACUGGCUACCCGCCCCUAAACGAGACGACCGAAGAGAUGUGGCCAUGAAAGCACUGAAUGCCACUGGUCAAAACCAUAUUAGUAUGGAUUCUCUGUAUCAGGUUUUAUCCAUGGAUCCAGUAUGUAAUAGGAUCACCGUUUAUACAGCCGUCAUGAGUGCCGCCACUCCUGAGAAGUACACAACAGUUGUCAGAGAUAUCUGUAUGUGAUGGAAUGACUCGUUCCCUUGACCAGCUCAGCCAUAAUUUUCACACAGCUUAGUUGUGAACUACCCAACAACUUCUGUUUCUCUUCUGCUUUUCACAAUGGAAAUGAGUCGUAUUUUAAUAUCUAAAAAGUAGUGCUGCAAGAUAUUGUGAUAAAGCCUAUAUCCUGUUUCAAUAGGGAAAAUACUUGAUUUUUUAAUUGAUGACUUGAAUAGCUAUAUUUGGAAAGAAUCAUGAAAAAAAUUACCAAUAUCAGCACAACUGCAAAUGUAUAACUGAUUUUAAUAACUGUUUAAUAAAUAAGAAGUUAAUAUUAAGUGACUUAAUAUUACUAGAAAUAAUAUUGGCUAUUUUUGCUCUAUUUUGUCAACACACAAAUGUAUACUUCUGUAAUAUAUUAAAGCAAGCCCCAAGAAGCUGUGGUUUACAGUGAAUUUAUAACAGCUAAGGGGCGUUGUUAGGCACGGUGCGGAGCGCCUUUAUAAUACUGCAUGCAUUACUGAACGUUUAUAAGACAUAUAUUUAUACAUUAAGAACAUAUAUGAUGGAUUCUCUCUCUUCUACAUGUAAUACACAAUUGAACUGACUGUACUGAA